Molecule: messenger RNA, 630 nt
Organism: Cladophialophora psammophila CBS 110553
Lineage: Eukaryota; Fungi; Ascomycota; Eurotiomycetes; Chaetothyriales; Herpotrichiellaceae
Exons: 2
Coding region: 1-630 (209 amino acids)
Biological process (GO): mRNA splicing, via spliceosome
Cellular component (GO): spliceosomal complex; U2AF complex
Molecular function (GO): pre-mRNA 3'-splice site binding; metal ion binding
Source: RefSeq, a predicted model, not a curated record
AUGGCAAAUUACCUCGCCUCCAUCUUUGGAACGGAACAAGACAAAGUCAACUGUUCCUUCUAUUACAAGAUCGGCGCGUGUCGACACGGCGACCGCUGCUCGCGCAAGCAUGUCAAACCUUCAUACUCGCAAACCAUCCUUCUCCCCAACCUUUACCAGAACCCGGCCUACGACCCCAAAAACAAGAUGAACGCCUCCCAACUACAAAACCACUUUGACGCCUUUUAUGAAGACUUCUGGUGCGAGAUGUGCAAGUACGGCGAAGUUGAAGAGGUCGUUGUGUGUGAUAACAACAACGACCACCUGAUCGGCAACGUGUAUGCGCGAUUCAAAUAUGAAGACUCGGCACAAGCGGCCUGCGACGCGCUCAACAGCAGAUGGUAUGCAGCGCGACCAAUCUACUGCGAGUUAUCACCUGUCACGGACUUUAGGGAGGCGUGUUGCAGGUUGAAUUCUGGAGAGGGAUGCGUCAGAGGCGGAUUCUGCAAUUUCAUCCACAGAAAAGAACCGAGCCCGGAAUUGGAGAGGGAGUUGGAAUUGAGCACGAAGAAGUGGUUGAAGAUGAGAGGCCGGGAUGAAAGAAGCGUGACCAGAAGUCCAAGUCCAGAGCCGACAAGGAAGAGAUAUUGA